CACUACUGGUAUUUUUGGUAAAUUUAUCUUAUUAGAAAGAAAAAUGAACAUUAUGAAGCAUCAUGAAAUAAGUGGUAACUGAUCAAGUGUUAGACUGUACUAAAAAUAAGAAAAGAUAUUUUAUGUUGAUUUUACUUUCUUCAUUAUUUUCCAAGUUUCUUAUACUGAAGCUAUAUUACUUGUGGAUUUGGAACAAAAAGAGCAAAUGUCAUGUCAUUUUUUUAGAUGCAGUACAUGCUGGGUAUACAAAAUAUAUAAAAUAUUUAGAGAAGAUAAGGAAUCAACAAUUGAUGAAAUUAAUUAUGGGAAGCUUUCAGGAAAGAGCAUGUACUUCUUUAUCGGCAUGAGGUUGCUUCAUGUGCGAAAUGGAAACUGCAAAUAUCAUUUGGGUGAAGAAACAUUUAAAUUAGCUCAGACAUAUAUGGAUAAACUAUCAAAACAUGGCCAGCAAGCAAAUAAAGCUGCACUCUAUGGAGAACUGUGUGCACUCCUAUUUGCAAAAAGUCACUAUGAUGAGGCAUACAAAUGGUGCAUUGAGGCAAUGAAAGAAAUUACAGCAGGCUUACCAGUGAAAGUUGUGGUGGAUGUUUUAAGACAAGCUUCUAAGGCUUGUGUAGUAAAACGUGAAUUUAAGAAGGCAGAACAGUUAAUUAAACAUGCAGUGUAUUUGGCACGGGAUCAUUUUGGAUCAAAACACCCAAAAUAUUCUGAUACACUGCUAGAUUAUGGGUUCUACUUACUCAAUGUAGAUAAUAUCUGUCAGUCUGUUGCAAUUUAUCAGGCAGCACUUGACAUUAGACAGUCAGUGUUUGGUGGCAAAAAUAUCCACGUAGCAACAGCUCAUGAAGAUUUGGCUUACUCUUCUUAUGUCCACCAGUAUAGCUCUGGGAAAUUUGACAAUGCACUAUUUCAUGCAGAAAGAGCUAUUGGUAUCAUUACCCACAUCCUACCUGAAGAUCAUCUUCUUUUGGCUUCUUCAAAGAGGGUGAAAGCACUUAUUUUAGAGGAGAUUGCAAUUGACUGUCAUAAUAAGGAAACUGAACAGAGGCUGCUUCAAGAAGCUCAUGAUUUGCACCUGUCUUCACUCCAACUAGCUAAGAAAGCUUUUGGGGAAUUUAAUGUACAGACUGCAAAACACUAUGGAAACCUUGGAAGACUUUAUCAGUCAAUGAGAAAAUUCAAGGAAGCCGAAGAAAUGCACAUCAAAGCAAUUCAGAUUAAAGAACAACUUCUUGGUCAAGAGGAUUAUGAAGUAGCCCUUUCAGUCGGACAUCUGGCUUCUUUAUAUAAUUAUGACAUGAAUCAGUAUGAAAAUGCUGAGAAACUUUAUUUGCGAUCUAUAGCAAUUGGGAAGAAACUUUUUGGUGAAGGCUACAGUGGACUAGAAUAUGAUUAUCGAGGUCUCAUUAAACUUUACAACUCCAUUGGAAAUUACGAGAAAGUGUUUGAAUAUCACAAUGUUCUGUCUAACUGGAACCGGUUGCGAGAUCGGCAGUAUUCAGUGACAGAUGCUCUUGAAGAUGUCAACACCAGCCCCCAGUCCACUGAAGAAGUGGUGCAGUCCUUCCUGAUUUCUCAGAAUGUUGAGGGACCGAGCUGCUGAGGGAGGACCUCAGUUAACCAAUUACCUUUUCCCGGAUUCCAGGGAAUUCAUACUGUGAAAUCAAAACCAUGUUGUUUUGGGGGGCUGGAAUUUGCAUUGAAACACUGGUCCAGUCCAUUGAAGACCCUAUUUUGGGUGAUCCCUAUCUUGCAGAGUGUCUGUAGGAAUAAGCAUAUAUUCAGUUAUAUUCAGCAUGUACCGCAUGUGUAAGUAGUCUGGCCCACAUUUUCAACCUCGUAGAACAAACAACAAGAAAUCUUUUUUUUUGUUUUUAAAAAAUCCAUUUUGCAGAAAGCCUGAAAGAAUAAAACACACCCCUAAAUAAAACUAUUUAAGAGUUUAAAAGAGUUGCAUUCUUAUUAUGUAAGGAUGAUUUUAACAACUUUUUAAUAUGUAAUUCUUCCAUGUGGAGGUAUUCAAUACUGUAGUGUAAAGGAAUUUUAUGGGAAAAUCUUUAUAUGCAGUAUAGAAAAGUUAAUACAAGUACUAAUAAAAGAGGGACAUCCUGACUUAUGUUUGGCUACCUUGCCCAGAUAAGUGGAUACAACCACUCUGUAUUACAAGGAAAGGACUGUCCGAUUCAUCUGAACUGGACCAGUGUUGAUCUGUAAGUAACAGAAAAUCUGAUAGACCAGCACUUCUGACUGUGUUUUUUUUUUUUUUUUUUUGGUACAACAAUGUAAGAUGCUCUGAUAGCAUUUGCUAACAGGACCAGGAGGAUCUAAAAAGGACCAGCCUUAUGUAGAAGGUGGUUAUUUGGACCAGAGGCUUUAGAUGAUUAUUUUAGAUCCUAUGUAUACUUUUAUCAGUAGAAUGAUUUCAUUUAGAUGUAUAAUGAAAAAGAAUAAUGCAAAAAUUAUGUAAUAGAUACCAAAUUAGGGAAGUUUGGCAAUUUCAAUGGCAUAUUUUUAGUCAAGGUACACAGAUGGCAGUGCCAUAAGCAAGUCUAUAAAUAUCAGCUGCAGCCAUCCCCCUCAUUUUGAAUGUUGCCCUAGUAAUCAAUGCAGUUAACAAGUAUACUGACUGUGAGUCAUGAAAAAGUUCAUGUUCAGAUGGAAAUGUUAGGUUACUGUAUGGUUUAUAGAGAUUAAUGAAAAUGAAUGCCCAAAAAUAAGUCUUAGAAAACCCUCCAUUUUUAUGGUAAAUAGUAAUACAACUAGGUCAUUUCAUUUGAAAUCUAGGAGUCAAAUGGAAAGAUCCCCUAAUAAUACAACUAUUUCACUAACUUGUCUUUCUGUUUAUUGGGUUUUGAUUUGAUUUUUUUGUAAGCCAGUCAGGUUAUUUAAUUAUGAGGUAAUAAUUAAAUUUAAGAAUUUGUGACAUGUAGCAAUUCAAGAAACAAAAAGGUAUUUUGCUGUUACCUCAAUUCUUACUGUAGUAGCCCAUCGGAUGCUUCUAUAGUUAAGAAUCUGGGUUCCCCCCUAUUUUCAGGGGUUCAUGACUUGGCUAUUAAAGAUGUUGCUCUUAGCUAAUGCUUGGAGUAGUCUGUGGGUGAAUGGAUGUGUGUUGAAUUUUAGUUUUCUUUUAACAUACAUGUUGGGUGAGAGGCGAAAAAAUCUAAGCUGUCUGCCACAUUGAGUAUAGAAAAAUUGUAGAUUUCAAAUUUUAUUAAUAUUUUAAGCACUUUUUUCAACUUCCCAACCUUGUUUGAAGCUGUUAUUUGCAGUCCUAUUAGUUUUGAGCCAGUGCAUUUAAGUUCUCUAGGAGGGGGUUGGUUGGGGGAUGUACUGAAAGAGAUGAAGCAUGCCCACACCCUAAGAUGAUAACUGUGUGAUUUAGAAACCUGAGUUGAUUCCUUAAAUUGAAUUAUUUUCUUUUUAAAUUUUGGAAAGAGUAAAUUGAUGUACUUGCAGUUUAUGAAGCUGCCCCCCACCCCUCAGUUAAUUGCAGUCUAAUGUCAAGAGGCACUUCUUUAUUAAUUACCAAAUAGUCUUUGUGACCAAGGACUAACAUUUUUAAGUUACUCAGCUCUAUCCUCAUGGGCCUAUAUAUUUAAUACCUCCAAAGAUAUUUUCAGGAUAGGCUUUGUAUACUUUUAUUGGUUAUUUAGAAUCCAGUGGUAUGUUUGUGGUAUAGGAAUGUCAUGGUAAAUUGUUUUUCAAUAAAUAUUUUGAAACAUGUU
Messenger RNA from Cercocebus atys (sooty mangabey), 3725 nucleotides. RefSeq names its product amyloid protein-binding protein 2. The record is from RefSeq and is a predicted model, not a curated record. The transcript is spliced from 10 exons. Gene Ontology annotation, molecular function: protein binding. Bases 206 to 1603 code for a protein of 465 amino acids. NCBI's taxonomy places the organism in Eukaryota, Metazoa, Chordata, Mammalia, Primates, Cercopithecidae. Gene Ontology annotation, biological process: intracellular protein transport.